This is a messenger RNA of Knipowitschia caucasica, 1557 nucleotides long. The record is from the annotation of a GenBank genome assembly. Lineage: Eukaryota; Metazoa; Chordata; Actinopteri; Gobiiformes; Gobiidae.
AUGGUGUUUCUGUGGGACGCGAAAUACGACCCAGCCCCCGGGCGCCGCUACACUCCCCCCUCCACCACGCUCUCAUCUGGGGGAAAGAUGACCGAAGCGCUGCCUCUCGGGGCGCAGGAGCCUGGAGGAGGGAACGCACAAGUCACCAAGUUCAGCAUGGCGGGCCGAGGAGUACUGCAGGUGAUCUCGGACCACUCUGGGGAGCUGGUGAAGACGGACAGCCCAAACUUCCUCUGCUCCGUUCUGCCCACGCACUGGAGAUGCAACAAGACCCUGCCCAUCGCUUUUAAGGUCAUCGCUUUGGGAGACAUACCAGACGGGACUUUGGUCACAGUGAUGGCGGGAAACGAUGAAAACUACUCGGCUGAGCUCCGGAACGCUACGGCAGCCAUCAAGGGACAAGUGGCUCGAUUCAACGAUUUGAGAUUCGUCGGACGGAGCGGGCGAGGUAAAAGCUUCACUCUGACCAUCACAGUUUUUACAAAUCCUCCUCAAGUCGCCACGUAUCAAAGAGCCAUCAAGAUCACAGUGGACGGCCCUCGCGAGCCCAGACGGCACCGGCAGAAGCUGGAUGAGGUGAAGCCCGGGACACUGGCGUUCUCGGAGCGUCUGACGGAGCUGGAGCAGUUACGCCGCAGUUCAAUGAGAGUCACCCCUCCUCAUCAUCACCACCAUCAUCAUUAUCACCACCAGCAAGCCUCCAACAGGCAGAACGCAGCCCUGAACGCAGCCUCCUUCUCCAGCCCCACGCACUCACAGAUCACAUCAGCCUCUCUCACUUCCCUUCAUGUGGCUUGGGUCUCGGGUCUGUGCGGUCUCUGUGGUCCCGCAAGGCUCCGGAUGGGCCCCGGUUCCUCUUCUGCUUUUGGGGCUGUAGUGACGACGAUCUGGAAGGGCUCACACCCACGGCAGAUGCAGUCCUCUCCCUCCUGGUCCUAUGAUCAGUAUCCGUACCUGGGACAGAUCACUUCCUCCACGGUGCACUCAGCCAACCCCCUGUCGCCGGGACGGUCCUCCCUGGAGCUCUCCUCGCGGCUCUCCGGCCCGGACCUCACGGCCUUCAGUGACCCACGCGUGACCAUCGAGCGCCCAUUUUCCUCGCUACCCUCGCUCCCAGACUCACGCUUUUCCGACCCACGCGUGCACUAUCCGCCUACCCCCACCGCAUUCACCUACAGCCCCGCCCACAACACGGUCUCCAACGGCGCCCUGGGCAUCGGCCGCUACCACACGUACCUUCCUCCGCCAUACUCCACCUCCACCCCUCACCAGACGCAGAAUGGACCGUUCCAGUCCACCCCCUCGCCGUACCACCUUUACUACUCCACAGGCUCGUACCAGUUCUCCAUGAUGGCGGGGGGAGAGCGAGCAGUGAAUGGAGACUCUCGGUCCCCGCCACGGAUCCUGCCCCCCUGCACCAGCGCCUCCACAGGCUCCGCCCUCCUGCACCCCUCGCUGCCCAAUCAGAGCGAGGGCAUCGGCGUGGAGGUGGAGUCCAGCCACAGCUCCUCCCCUUCCAACAUGGCCGCCGCUGAAGCCGUGUGGAGGCCGUACUAA